GUCCGAACGAGGCCCAGAAAUUUCCGGAAUUUUAAAAUGGUUCUGUCUUUCCAAUAAGCUCGACUCGUCAAAAGUCGUGGUUCUUCCUCAUAGCCAGAUUAUUGAGCGUAACCCCACACAAACGGUCUCCCAUGGGCACGCACACAGAGACAGUAGAAGGAAGAGUUGGUGGAAAAAUUGCCAUCGUUACCGGUGCCAGCAACGGGAUUGGUCGUGAAAUAGCCCUCUUGCUGGGAAAAGAAGGCGCGACAGUAGUAUGUGCUGAUAUCUCUCCAAAAUCCCGAGAUGGCUCAACUGCCUCAACGCAUGAUGCUAUCGUAGAAGCUGGUGGUAAAGCCGUCUUUCAGAAAGCAGAUGUCACAUCUGAGACAGAUAUGGCUGCGCUCGUUGAUUCUGCUUUUAUGCAGUUCGGCCGACUCGAUAUAAUGAUCAACAAUGCAGGGAUAGCACUGGAAAGUGGUGCGCCAAAGUCGAUCUGGGAAUACGACGAGAAGGCCUUCAAUCUCACGUUGGAUGUCAACGCAAAAGGUGUCUUCCUCGGCUGCAAGCAUGCCAGCAGGAUCAUGAAAGAUCAGACCCCCGGAAUCACAGGGGAUAGAGGCUGGAUCGUGAACACAGCCUCGAUCCUGGGCUUGAUUGCUUUACCUAAUACAAUGGCGUACACGGCUUCUAAGCAUGCGUGUGUCGGCAUCACUCGAGUAGCAGCACUUGACUGUGCUCCACAUAGAAUUCAUGUGAACGCGGUUUGCCCAGGAUUCAUCGCUACGGACAUGACGCAACAUGUUCGGGCCAAUGCAGACAAUUACGCAAAAAUCUCAGCCAUGCACCCGUUCGGAGGUUUUGGCAAGCCCGACGACAUUGCGCGGGCAGUUCUAUUCCUCUGUUCGCCGGAUAAUACCUAUAUGACUGGUGGUCAGUCCGCAAAACAGCAUGAGGUAGUGCCCACAUUAACGCGCUUUGCAGAGUAA
Verruconis gallopava is the source of this 968-nucleotide messenger RNA. RefSeq lists its product as uncharacterized. Bases 132 to 968 code for a protein of 278 amino acids. NCBI's taxonomy places the organism in Eukaryota, Fungi, Ascomycota, Dothideomycetes, Venturiales, Sympoventuriaceae. Gene Ontology annotation, molecular function: oxidoreductase activity, acting on the CH-OH group of donors, NAD or NADP as acceptor. The record is from RefSeq and is a predicted model, not a curated record. The transcript is spliced from 4 exons.